AUGGACGGCUUCAGAAAGUUCAAGGAUGCAUCCAAGAAGGUCAAGGAAGGUGCAGGUGGUGCCGAUGUCAAGGCCAAGGUCGAUGGUGCUAAAGCCAAAGAUCCUACUGCUGACUUCCAAGGACUUAACAGCGACCAAGCUAAGGCCAUCAUGGACAAGAUUGACACCCUUGAUGCCCAGCUUAAGACCUUCAAGGAAACCGCGGACAAGUGCUUCAAGGCAGCCAACGAGGUUAGAUCCAACAUCUUCUGUUCAGGUUGUAUUUCCGCUACCGGAUUCACCACUGGUGCAUCUGGCUUGACCUACACCUUCCAGACCACUACCUGCAACGCUGCCCUGGAGGCCUGUGUUCCUGUUUGGAGCCUCAUGUUCAAUCUGCAAGCCCAAAUGCAGAUUGCUGUCGAAGUCAGAAGAGCCAACGGCAACACUACUGACAAGCCAAAGGGUCCCCCAAAGAUUCCUAGAGGAAAGAGCUUCGGCGACCUCGCUACUCUGUUUACUGCCUGCCCUAACGGAAAGGUUGAAGGCACUUGCACCCAAGAAAAUCUCGAUACUUUGUGCGCCAAUCGCCAAGCCUGCUGA
Molecule: messenger RNA, 582 nt
Organism: Stylonychia lemnae
Lineage: Eukaryota; Ciliophora; Spirotrichea; Sporadotrichida; Oxytrichidae
Source: the annotation of a GenBank genome assembly